This is a messenger RNA of Lampris incognitus (smalleye Pacific opah), 1182 nucleotides long. RefSeq names its product cyclin-dependent kinase 9-like. The transcript has a single exon. The coding region runs from base 1 to 1182 and encodes 393 amino acids. Gene Ontology annotation, cellular component: nucleus. Gene Ontology annotation, biological process: protein phosphorylation. NCBI's taxonomy places the organism in Eukaryota, Metazoa, Chordata, Actinopteri, Lampriformes, Lampridae. Gene Ontology annotation, molecular function: cyclin-dependent protein serine/threonine kinase activity; ATP binding. The record is from RefSeq and is a predicted model, not a curated record.
AUGCAACGGGACAAGGCCAGUAACGCCGUUGGGCCAGAAAAGCCAGAUCGGGAGUUAGCCACCAUGUCAAAAUACUAUGACGGCGUUGAAUUUCCUUUCUGUGAUGAGGUCUCCAAAUAUGAAAAGCUUGCUAAAAUCGGCCAGGGGACAUUCGGGGAAGUUUUCAAAGCAAAGGACCGACAAACUGGAAUCAAAGUUGCACUGAAGAAGGUUUUGAUGGAAAACGAGAAAGAAGGGUUUCCGAUCACAGCUUUGAGAGAGAUCAAGAUCCUGCAACUCCUGAAACAUGAGAAUGUUGUAAAUCUGAUUGAGAUUUGUCGAACCAAAGCCAAUCAAUUUAAUAGAUACAAAGGGAGCAUCUAUCUGGUGUUUGACUUCUGUGAGCAUGACCUGGCAGGGCUUUUAAGUAAUACAAAUGUCAAGUUCACCUUGGCAGAGAUAAAGAAGGUCAUGCAGAUGCUGCUGAAUGGACUGUACUACAUGCACAGAAACAAGAUCCUCCACAGAGACAUGAAGGCAGCCAACGUGCUCAUCACCAGAGAUGGUAUACUGAAACUGGCAGAUUUUGGUUUGGCACGGGCAUUUAGUCUAGCCAAACUCAGCCAGGGUAACCGCUACACUAACCGUGUGGUCACCCUCUGGUACAGACCCCCAGAGCUGCUAUUAGGUGAACGAGACUAUGGACCCCCAAUUGACCUUUGGGGUGCAGGCUGCAUCAUGGCAGAGAUGUGGACCAGAAGUCCUAUUAUGCAAGGGAACACUGAGCAGCACCAGCUUACUCUUAUCAGCCAACUUUGUGGAUCCGUCACUGCUGAGGUAUGGCCUGGUGUGGACAUGAAAUAUGAGCUCUACCAGAAAAUGGAACUACCUAAAGGCCAGAAGAGGAAAGUCAAGGAUAGGCUCAAAGCUUAUGUUAAAGACCCUUAUGCCCUAGACCUAAUUGACAAGCUGCUGGUUCUAGACCCAGCACACCGCGCAGACAGCGAUGAUGCGCUCAAUCAUGAUUUCUUUUGGUCUGACCCCAUGCCAUCUGACCUUAGGAACAUGCUCUCUGCCCACAAUACUUCCAUGUUUGAAUACCUGGCUCCACCCAGACGGAGAGGACAUAUGCCCCAGCAACAGCCUAAUCAGAACAAAAAUCCAGCUACCACAAGCCAGACUGAGAUUGAGCAUGUAUUUUAG